AGAUGGAGGUCCAGAACUCCGACAAGCUGUCUGUGUCUGCAUCUUUAAGGAUUCUUUAUUAGGUACCACUGCAGGGACCAACGCGUCUAUAUAGACCAUUUCAAUAUCCUUUUUCUCUUCCCUUUUCCCCUUCAAUAAUUAAUUUGCUCCUUCUAAGAUGACUAGUUCUAAUGACGCAGAGACUAUCCGCAUUCUCGUCUCGACCGACAACCAUGUCGGAUACAAUGAACGAGAUCCCAUCCGAGGGGAUGAUAGUUGGAAGACUUUCCAUGAAAUCAUGUGUCUAGCCAAGGAGCGUGAUGUCGAUAUGGUGCUUCUUGCAGGCGAUCUCUUCCAUGAAAACAAGCCGUCCAGAAAGUCCAUGUACCAAGUGAUGCGCUCGCUACGGAUGAACUGUCUAGGAGACAAGCCUUGUGAACUGGAAAUACUCAGCGAUGCUAGUGAGAAUUUUCAGGGUGCAUUCAACCAUGUCAAUUAUGAAGAUCUGGACAUUAAUGUUGCCAUCCCCGUGUUUUCCAUUCAUGGCAACCAUGAUGAUCCAUCCGGGGAGGGUCAUCUAGCAGCACUGGACUUGCUACAGGUAGCUGGAUUGAUUAAUUACUACGGGAGAACUCCAGAGUCGGAUAAUAUUCAAAUAAAACCGGUCUUGCUACAAAAGGGCCGCACUAAACUGGCGCUGUAUGGCAUGAGCAACGUCCGCGACGAACGGCUCUUCCGUACAUUUCGUGACGGCAGAGUCAAAUUCUUCCGCCCCUCUACACAGAAGAACGACUGGUUUAACUUGAUGAGUGUUCAUCAGAACCAUCAUGCCCACACUGAGACCGGCUAUCUUCCGGAGGCCUUUCUACCAGACUUCCUGGAUCUUGUCAUUUGGGGCCAUGAACACGAAUGUCUGAUCAAUCCUCGGCUCAACCCCGAAACAAACUUUCAUGUUAUGCAGCCGGGCUCCUCGGUAGUGACGUCUUUGGUUCCUGGGGAAGCAGUCCCAAAGGAGGUGGCGAUCCUUAGCAUCACUGGCCGCGAAUUCAAAUGCGAACCUAUCCGCUUGAAGUCGGUGCGUCCAUUUGUCAUGAGAGAAAUAGUGCUCUCCGAGGAAAAGGAAAUGAAGAAGUUAGCUCGAAAAGAAAACAACCGCACCGAAGUUACGCGCUUCCUUAUGUCUAUCGUCGAGGAGCUCAUCGAAGAAGCCAAGGCUGAUUGGUUGGAGAUGCACGAGGACAACGUCCAAGACGAAGAACUCGAGGUGCCUUUACCACUUGUGCGGCUACGAGUUGAGACUUCGACACCCGAAGGAGGUAAUUUCGAUUGUGAGAACCCACAGCGAUUUUCUAACCGUUUUGUGGGGAAGGUAGCAAAUGUAAACGAUGUAGUGCAGUUUUAUCGAAAGAAGAAAAAUGCCAUGACUCGCAAGACUGACGAUGCACUUGACGAGGCCACCGUGUCACACUUGUCGGCGCUCGACACGGUGAAAGUGGAACAGCUGGUGCGCGAGUUCCUCGCUGCCCAGUCAUUGAGUAUUCUUCCCCAGAAUUCCUUUGGUGACGCUGUAUCACAGUUCAUCGACAAAGAUGACAAGCAUGCUAUGGAGAUGUUCGUCAACGAGUCUCUGGAGAGCCAAUUUAAACACCUGCUAUCGUUAGACUGUGAGGAUGACGAUAUGGAUGAAGGAGGUCUAAGCUCCCUGCAGGAGGCGAUGGAGAAGUAUAGGACACAAAUGGAAGAGGCAUUCUCCAAAGGAGCGCGGCGACGCACGCGCGGGAAGAAACGCUUCAAACCAAAGCCGGAUGGCUGGGAUACCGAAUUCGACGGCGUCUGGGAAGACCAGCCGGGAGCUCUCAUUCACUCAGACAACGAGGGGGGUGAUCCCAACGCAGAAGAGGCUGGUGAAGAUGGCACAGAGCCAACGGCUACAGCUAUGCGCGGCCGCGGCAGGGGAAGGGGCAGAGCCGGUAGGACGGCAACAACCACUCGCAAGACAGCUACAACGACAUCUACAGCAAGAGCAGCAAGGAAACCCGCUCCAGCUACUGCCAGAAAUGCACGAAAUCGUCGACGGGCUAUACCUGAAGACGAGGACGAGGAAGACGACGUCGUCAUGCUGGAAGAUGAUGAAGACGAGGACGAUGGAGUAGUCUCAGCAGCACAAGGUAUCUCUGACGACGAAGACGACGAUUCCCAAGCGCUCUUUGUCAAGCAGCCUCGCUCCACAACGAGGAGUGCAGCUGCACGAACCACAGCCACAGCCAGUACCCAACGACGGGCCGCGCGAACUGUUCCAUCGUCAGCUGCAUCGUCUGCAACUGUGUCUGGAACAGCAGGAGCACGGAGAGCGCCUCCCCGGCCCACAGCUACCAAGGGCAGACAGACACAAACCACGCUGGACUUUACGGGCUCACAAGCAAGCGUGCGAGGUGGUACGCCGGGAAUGGGGACAAGACUGGGCCGUGCAACGAGAAAUACCAGUGUUAUUAGCGAUGACAUUGAGGACGAUGAUGACGAUGCAUUUGAGCCGAUGCCAAGCUUAAGUCGGUCACGGCGGAGGUGACAUUGGACCCCAGUGAAUUUUUAUUAGGUCAAUUACAACUAGAAUGUGAGGACCUGUGAAAUUGACGCUGAAAAUGACAGCUACUGAGGCCAUAAACGGCCGCAUUUCCACCUGUAAUUUCCAGCAACGAGCGGUUGUCUAGAGCUCACACGUGCUCCGCAUCACUAUUCUGCACCCGCCAAGCAUUGGCUAGUCACCCUCUGAGAUGCUCAACUUCACUGAGCCCUCACCUCAUUUCAGCUCACAACUAAAAGAUGCUGAAAAUGGCCUCCUCUGCAGGCAGAUCCUGCUCCCCCUAACUCAACCUGACUCCCUAGGUGCUAUACAAAAUGGCAGUUGUCUGCACUCUUGUCACCUCCUAUCCUCCCACUCUUUGUCCUCUUCAAUCCUCACAUAGGCCAGUUCUGGGAUUGAUCCCAGAGCUGUCACCUCUGCUUUAUACCUGCACCUAUCCAGAUGGCACCCUCUCUUCUUCCACCUGCCAAUUCAAAUGAGUACCAGUAUUGGACUCUAUAACAAUUUGAAUUUACCAAAUGGUUGCCAUUUUGGGCCUCGAACGACGCCUUUUUUGGCCGUCAUUUGGUAACACGUGACCUUUCCCUCUCACCUAAUGGAUAGGCGCAUGUCUGGUCAUAUUACUAGGCCUGCCUGUGCCGUGAGAUAGGUAGCGAGGGCGGUCUAGGACGGCAGAACCUCACGUGUACUAACACCCCCCCACGCAC
Monascus purpureus is the source of this 3267-nucleotide messenger RNA. The record is from the annotation of a GenBank genome assembly. Lineage: Eukaryota; Fungi; Ascomycota; Eurotiomycetes; Eurotiales; Aspergillaceae.